Ostertagia ostertagi is the source of this 1374-nucleotide messenger RNA. NCBI's taxonomy places the organism in Eukaryota, Metazoa, Nematoda, Chromadorea, Rhabditida, Trichostrongylidae. The record is from the annotation of a GenBank genome assembly.
AUGCGGUGGACGUGGAGCUGCUUCUUGUGUAACAUCGGAAAGCCUUCAUCUGCCUCUUCCGCGCAGAGCGCGAAGCGUCGCCAUACCAGUGACGAGUCAAAGGAGAUGGCUCCAGAAUUUCUUCCUUCGACAUCUGAUGAUGUUUCUCAAAUAAUAACGGAAGAUGACGAUGCACUUUCGGUAUUCACAACGGAGGAAGAGUGCGAGGAGCCCCCGCCGAGUAUCUCUUAUACUGACAGCGAAGAAGAAGAUUCGAGUGAGUUAAACGAAGAAUUGGAAAACGAUGCUUUUCGAGAACUAGAGGCUGGACUGAAUGAUGUUAUGUAUCAUCAGAAAGAUGCGCCACCUCAGCUCACUGCUCUUCGCUGCAGUGGGAUUGGUUCGCCGAAAAAGGUAUGGGGUCUUCUUUGUCGAAAAAAUGAGCUCAUACGGCCGAGUAGUCGGCUACUGGAGAAACAUCCUGAGUUGACACCUCAUACGCGAGCGAUUCUUGUUGACUGGAUGAUGGAGGUGUGUGCAAGUGAGAAACAACAUCGAGAAACUUUCCAUCUAGCCAUUGACUAUGUCGACAGGUUCCUUGCAUCUUUCCAAGGCAUCAGGUCGCAUACCUUCCAACUGGUGGGAACGGCAGCAUUGUUCCUCGCAAGCAAAUAUGAGGAAAUAUACCCCCCGAAACUGGAAGACUUUGUUGCUUACACUGAUGGCGCUUGCAGUGAACAGGAUGUUCGGACGUUCGAGAUUAUUAUGCUGAAAGAACUGCAUUGGUCUCUGGCACCACUUACAAGCAUCCACUGGCUCAGCAUGUAUAUGCAAUUCUUAGGAAACAAAGAGGUACCUAAGAAUAGCGGCGAUACUCACGUGGUUGAUCAACCCUUCAUCGUUCCGGACACCUUGAGAGAAGACUUUGUCAAUAUGGCCAAGGUGCUUGAUUUGCUGUUGCUCGAUGUGGCUUCGUUGAGAUAUUCCUAUCGAGAGCUUGCUGCCGCAGUUCUUUUUGCCUGUUACGAACCUCACGCUCUUGUUCAGGAAGUCACAGGAUAUUCCUAUUCCGAUCUGCUGAGGGUUGUUGAAUGGGUGGAACCCGUAGUGAAGGCAUGCGAUCGAUUGCGAGCACUUGGUGAUCCACUGCAGAUUGUUGAAGGAAUUCGCGCAGACGAUCUCCAUAACAUCCAAACUCAUCCUGAACAAGACUUUGAAGAAGUGGUGGUAAGUUAUACUCACAGUAGCAUCGCCAGGGCCAAGACGGACAUUGAAAAGGAGCGUGAACUCGCGAGGAUGACCCGAGAGAAAGUAAAAGUAGUUCCGAUGAGUAGGAGAAGAGGACCUCUGAGAUCAAGGUGUACUAAUCCAGACCAGAUUACAAUAUUUUCAUAA